Molecule: messenger RNA, 950 nt
Organism: Patella vulgata (common limpet)
Lineage: Eukaryota; Metazoa; Mollusca; Gastropoda; Patellidae
Product: putative nuclease HARBI1
Exons: 2
Coding region: 3-950 (315 amino acids)
Source: RefSeq, a predicted model, not a curated record
GAAUGGCACCAUCCACUUACGAGAUAUUAUGCAGACAAGUAGUUACGUGCCCAUCUUUAAAAGAGCCAGAAGUUCCGCAUGGAAAACCACCUGUCCCAGUUGAGAAAAAAGUUCUUGUAACUCUCUGGUACCUCGGUUCCCAGGACACAUCAAAGCAGAUAUCAGAUCGUUUUAACAUAACCGAGUCGACUGUUAUUAAAUGUAUAGGCAAUGUCAUUGAUGCAUUGGGAGUUCAUUUGCGCAGACAUUAUAUAAAAUGGCCAAAUGAUCAAGAAAAGGCAGUAAUAAGUAAUUAUUAUUUCAACAAGAAUGGGUUUCCUGGAAUUAUUGGCUUUAUCGAUGGCACUCACGUUGAAAUAAAAGCCCCCCCAAGAAAUGAUAAACAGGUUUUCAUAAACAGGAAGGGGUAUUAUUCUAUGAAUAUACAGGCUGUUUGUCGUGAAGACAUGAGUCACUUGUAUACCCAUGUGUGUGUGGGCUGGCCGGGCAAUGUGAAUGAUAGUCGUGUUGUACGAAACAGCGAUCUCUGGGAUAAUAAUCAUCUUUUUGGCGAGAGGCAUUUAAUUGGGGAUGGAGGAUAUCCUUGUAAGAGUUGGUUGAUCAUACCCUAUAGAAAUGAUGGUAAUCUUACUCAAGCACAGAGAAGAUUCAAUUAUCUUUUAUCAAGUAAUAGAUCAAUCAUUGAGAGAUCAUUUGGGAGAGUUAAAGGUCGAUUUCGAAGACUAAUGUUGUUGAAUUGUAGGUCAGUUAAGAAAACAAUCAAAGUUAUUAUGUCCUGUUUUGUCCUACACAAUGUAUGCAUCAUGUCAAAUGAUGACCUUGAGGGUCUAAAUAUCGAAGAGAAUGGUUUAAAUGAUAACCUGGGACAUAAUCCAGCAGGUGUCUUGGAAAAUGAUGCUCAGGGUGCUAACAAAAGAGACAUCUUGAGACGACAGAUUGUUGGAGAGUAA